CUCCUGCGCGCCCCCGCGCUCCGCGGCGCGCACUGCAUGGGCCACAUCGUGUCCCUGGUGCUGCUGCUGCUGCCGCUGCGCUCGCUGGUGAAGCUCUACCUGCACCUCCUCAGCGGGCUGCUGCUCAGCGCCGGCCACUCACUGGCCAGGGACUACGUGCACCAGGAGCUGGAGUCCGGCUUCCAGGGCGCUGUGCUCCGUGAGCCCGCGGCGCUCAGGGCCUCCAUCAGCACCCUGGCAGCCCAGCUCUGCCUCUGUGCCCCGUGCUCGCUGCUGCUGCGGUGCCGGCGGCCGUGGCUGCUGCUGGCUCCGGUGCUGCCGGUGCUGGCGCGGCUCUGCGGGCUGCCCCCGCCGGCGCUGCCCCUGCUCCACGCCGCGGCCGCGCUGCUCACCCUCACCGUGCUGCUCUGCCUGCUGGGCCCCCACCUCCUGCCCCCCGUGCGCCUGGCGGCCGCCGCCGCCACCGACCUCAUGGAGGCGCUGGAGCUGAACCGGCUGCUGGCGCUGGGGGUGUCCCUAUGGAGCCGCCUGGCCGUGCCCCUCCUCUUCCUCGCCUUCUGGCUCGUGCUCUUCUCCCUGCAGCUCUGCGCCUUCCUCGCCUCGUCCGGCACCCCCCUGAGCGCGCAGGGCUUCCUCCUCCUCCUCCUCAGCAGCGCGGCAGAGUGCUGCAGCACUCCCUACGCCCUGCUCGGCCUCACCUUCACCGUCUCCUACCUGGCCCUGGGGCUCCUCAGCCUCUGCAAGUUCUACCUGGUGGGGUUCAGCGCCUUCCACACCGGCAACGGCACGCACCGGGGGGUGACGGAGGGGGUGACGCUGCUGCUGCUGGCGCUGCAGACGGGGCUGCUGGACCUGCCGGCGCUGCAAAGGACCUUCCUGCUCAGCAUCAUCCUCUUCAUCGUGCUCACCUCCACGCUCCAGUCCAUGAUCGAGAUCGCGGACCCCAUCCUGCUGGCGCUGGGGGCCUCCCGCAACAGGAGCCCCUGGAAGCACUUCCGCGGUGUCAGCCUGUGCCUCUUCCUGCUGGUGUUCCCCUGCUUCCUCGCCUACAAGAUCGCCCACUUCUUCCAGCUGGAUUUCUGGCUGCUCGUCCUGGUCUCCAGCUGCAUGCUCACCUCGCUGCAGGUGAUGGGCACGCUCUUCAUCUACGCGCUCUUCCUGGCGGAGCCGGUGCGGGAGGCGGCGCCGGGGCGCGUGGACGAGGCCGUUUACUGCGUGCGGGCGCUGAGCCGGGCGCUGGAGUUCCUGCUGGCGCUGAGCGUGGUGGCCUGCGGGGCCUGGGAGUCGGUGCUGGGGCAGUGGAGCUGGCUGGGGGCCGCCGUGCUGCUCACCCACGCCUACCUCAACGUGUGGCUGCGGGCGCGCUGCGGCUGGCGCAGCCUCCGCCUGCGCCGGGGGGCGGACAGGAAGGUGCGGACCCUGCCCAGGGCCACGCGCGGGCAGCUGCGGCUGCACGAUGAUGUCUGCGCCAUCUGCUUCCAGGACUUGGCCGUGGCCGUGGUCACCCCCUGCAGCCACCUCUUCCACGCCGCCUGCCUGCGCCAGUGGCUCUGCCUGCAGGACUCCUGCCCCAUGUGCCACCAGCAGCUCCCGUGCGGGGACCAGGCCCAGGAGGAGGAGGAGGAGGAGGAGGAGGAGGAGGAAGGCAGCGCGAGGGCCCGGCCGCAGCCCCAUGGAGGGGACGGGGAGGAGGGCGCGGAGGAUGCAGGAGCAUCCCCGCACCAUCGCCCCCCUCAUCCUCACGCCUCCAGUGCCACGCAGCAUCCGGCCCCCCCCGAGCUCCCUGCUCACCCCCCGUAG
Pezoporus occidentalis (night parrot) is the source of this 1800-nucleotide messenger RNA. Its product is annotated as RING finger protein 145-like. The annotation marks the transcript as partial. NCBI's taxonomy places the organism in Eukaryota, Metazoa, Chordata, Aves, Psittaciformes, Psittacidae. The record is from RefSeq and is a predicted model, not a curated record. The transcript is spliced from 10 exons. Gene Ontology annotation, cellular component: endomembrane system; endoplasmic reticulum.